Messenger RNA from Dendrobium catenatum, 1353 nucleotides. RefSeq lists its product as uncharacterized. The record is from RefSeq and is a predicted model, not a curated record. NCBI's taxonomy places the organism in Eukaryota, Viridiplantae, Streptophyta, Magnoliopsida, Asparagales, Orchidaceae. The transcript is spliced from 9 exons. The coding region runs from base 98 to 1177 and encodes 359 amino acids.
CCUCAAACUCCUAUCCUUUCCCUCCCAAAAUUUGGCGGCACAAGGCCAAGGCAAAGAAGUAGUAGUGUAAGAGCAAAAUAAGAAGGGAAUCAUUAUCAUGCCCGAAGACGAAGAACAGCUUCAACAUCCCACCAAUGGCGACGACACGGCGAUCGGCUUCAAUCUGCCGGAAUCGCUCAUCGCCGUUCUUCCCUCCGACCCAUUCGAGCAGCUCGACUUGGCUCGGAAGAUCACUUCAAUCGCCCUUGCCACUCGUCUCGCGAAGCUCGAGGACGAGAUUGAUGGCCUCAGUCGUACCGUCUCCGAUCGGGAUGACCUAAUCGCCAACCUCCGCGCCCACAUUGAGUCCCUCGACUCCACCCUCGGCGAACUUUCUGGCCAACUCAAUCGCACCCAAGAGGAGAAGGAAACCCUUCUGAAAGAGAACGCUACGCUUUCUGAUACCGUCAAGAAGCUGAAUCGGGAUGUGUCAAAAUUGGAAGUGUUCAAGAAAACCCUGAUGCAGUCACUUAAAGAAGAAGAUGAAAGUUCUCAAGUUGGAGCUUCUAGGAUGGCCCAGAUGCAGAUUUCAAAAGCAUCAAGUUUUCCAUCUCGAUCUCACCUGGGAGAAGAGGAUUCUUCGAAUCGAACUCCAAAGUUAUUUUCCACAUCAGAAACUGGCUACGGAAUUUCUAAUGAUGGUGAUUAUAGUGAUGUGGAUGCUUCUGAACAUGGAACAUUACGUGGAUUUGAUUUACCAUCACAUGGCGGAACACCAAGGCUUACUCCUCCAGGAUCUCCUCCUAAGAUAACGGUAGGGUUAACAUCAAAAAGGCUUUCCCGACCAAUAUCUCCAAGAAGACAUUCCAUUUCUGUUACCUCCACAAGAAACAUGGUUGACGAUAGGUCGGGAAUGUUUUCAUCAAUGCCAGCGACCCAAAACAGCUCUAUUACUUCUCCAUUUGACGCAGGAGCACAAACAGGACGAACCAGGGUUGAUGGAAAAGAGUUUUUUCGUCAAGUUCGGAACCGCUUAUCUUCUGAGCAGUUCAGUGCAUUUCUAGCCAAUGUCAAAGAACUAAACUCACAUAAUCAAACAAGAGGGGAAACUCUGCGCAUGACUGAUGAGAUUUUUGGUCCUGAUAACAAAGAUCUGUACACAAUCUUUGAGGGACUUAUUACCCGCAACCUUCAUUGAUAUGUAAGGCAGUGGUAUUGGUUUUUUUACUUAAAUAGGCAGGUUGUAAUAAAAAAAUGGCUACUAGCUGUUUUAUUUUAUUUUAUUGUCUGUUAGACAAAUUGUCUAUUAGGGUUCAUUUGGUUUCUUGUAGAUUAAAAAACUAUAUUUGAAAUUGGUGAUUUCACAUUUAUUCA